GACCGGGGCCGCAGCCGGAGGCGGAGUCUGCGGGGAAAGCGAAACCGAGACCAGCCAGCCCCGGGCUCGCGGCGGAGCAGCAGCUGAAUUUUUACCAGAGCAAGUAAGGAACAACCCAGGGGACGAGGAAUCUAGUGGAAAACAGAUUAGUGGAAGAAAUGGCCAAUAGUACUCCAGGUUUAUACAUAGCAGAACUUAAUACAUAUCGUCAGAGGAAAAAAGUAAAAAUUGAGUAUCUUGAACUGUCAAAGACAGGACCUCCACAUGACACAAGGUUUCAAUUUCAAGUUACUAUAAAUGAUAGAAAAUUUCCAGCAGCAAUCGGUAAAUCAAAGCAGGAAGCAAAAAAUGCUGCAGCCAAACUUGCACUUGAGAGUCUUAAUGGUGAAAAUAAGACAGUGACGACGACGACGACAAAUACCUCAACAGGAUUAUCUCAGAAUUAUAUAGGCCUUAUUAAUCACAGUGCCCAGAAAAAACACCUACCUAUAAAUUAUGAAUAUUUUGAAUUGAAGGACUCUGAGAACAACAGAUUUCAUUGUAGAUGGAAAAUUGGACAGAAAGAAUACCCUAUUGCUUCAAGUGCUACUAAACAGGAUGCAAAACAUUUGGCUGCUAAAUAUGCAUAUAUGCAGAUGAGAUCUGAAGAGACCCCAGUGAAAUCUGACCCAGCAAUCCCUGGUACUCCGUCUCCUCUGUCCAGUGGCCAUGGAAGCAACUCUUUUUGUUCUGACGCAUCACUUCAAAGUGAUUCCCCAGAAAGUGCAUCAUUACGAAAUGAUGACAGUGAUAGUUUAAACAACUCUUUCUCAUCCUCUUCGGACAAUAUCCAAAAUAAACACCAGAUUAUUAAAAGAAGAUUGGCACCUACAUUUGACAGUCCUGUGAUAGAAGAAAAUAAAUAUACUGUGGACGAGAGGUUUGCUGACUCUUUUAAAGAUAUAGAACACAUUGGCUCAGGUGCAUAUAGCCAAGUUUUCAAAGCAAGACAUAAAAUUGAUGGCAAGAUUUAUGCUGUUAAACGUGUUAAAUAUGAUUGUUGGGAGGUGGAGCGCGAGGUGCAAGCUUUGGCAACAUUUGAUCAUCCAAAUAUUGUUCAUUACUAUGAUUGUUGGGCUGGAUAUGAUUAUUAUACUGAGAAUAGCAUAAAUGAUUCAAGUAUGAAGUUUAUGCACAGACCAAGAAUUAAGUGCCUUUUCAUCAAAAUGGAAUUCUGUGGUCAAGGGACAUUGGAGCACUGGAUUGAUGGAAGAAGAGGCAAGGAACCAGACAAAGCUUUAGUUUUGGAAUUCUUUAGACAAAUAACAACAGGAGUGGAUUAUAUACAUACAAAAGGAUUUAUUCAUAGAGACCUUAAGCCAAGUAACAUAUUUUUAGUAGAUGAAAGACAAAUAAAGAUUGGAGACUUUGGACUUGUGACAUCCCUGAAAAAUGAUGGGCUUCGAACAGGUGAAAGAGGAACUGAAAGGUACAUGAGUCCAGAGCAGACAUCUUCCACAAAUUACGGAAACGAAGUGGACCUCUUUACUUUGGGGCUAAUUCUUGCAGAACUUCUUCACAUAUGUGCCACUGCUUUAGAAACAUCUAAGUUUUUUAAAGAACUAAGGGCCGGCAGCAUCCCAGAUGUAUUUGAUGACAAAGAAAAAAAUCUUCUACAGAAACUACUCUCGCAUGAACCCGUGAAACGACCUAAGACAUAUGAAAUACUGCACACUUUGAAGGAGUGGAUAGGUGCUUCAGAGGAAAGAAAACUAAAAACAUGGUAGCGCCUUUCUGAAAAAGUACCUCCCCUUUAAUAUUUUUCUGGCACUAAAAUUUACUAGGGAAUAUCAGUGGAAUUCAUCUUCUGUUUUCAUUUCUCUUUUUUUCUGCAUUUGUGGAAAUGUUUGCAUUCUUUUACUUCAAAGACAUCCUUACAUUUUUUAACUAAUUAUCCUUAUGAUGAAAAUGGAAAAUAGUGCCUGAAAUUUUAUUUUUAAAUCAAUUGAUAAAUGAAUUGAUUAAUAAAUAUUUAUUAAAGGUCUACUGUUUCUGGACCAAAAAAUAGAUGAUAUUGUGUAUUAAAUAGCUAGCAAGUCAGGAGACAUAAUGUACCCUCGAAAGAGAGUUAUGUGCAGUCAUUUUGGCAAACACUGUGAUAUCACCUAAUGAUGUUAAAUGUGUACAUUUAAACUGAAAGCCGUAAAUUCCAUUUUGCAUGCCUGCCUACCAAGAAGGUUCAUAGACCCGUUUCUAUAGCCAAAAGAAAAGGAAACAAUAUUAAUGUCUAUCACAAGAAAAACAGAAAUUGUACUACAUUUUCAACUUAGCAUACAAUAGAGCUGUGACAGUGAGUGAAGUACAGCUAAAUACAGUAUCAUGAUACACCUCUCGGAACGUUACACAAACAAAGCAUAUUGCAGAAAUACAUACAGAACAAUCCCAUUCAUAUCAAGUUCUGCAACAUGCUACAUGAAAAAAUUUUGUUUAGGAAUCCAAACAGUUGUACUAAAAUAAUGGGAGGGAAGGGAAUGAGAACUACAAUCAUGGGUCGCUUACCAGGGAGGUGUCUUGAGAAAUGCGUUGUUAGGUGAUUUUGUUAAUGUAUGAACCUGCUGCACACCUAGACUGUAUAUACAGAGCCCUCUUGGACAUGUGGUCAGUGUCUGACUGGAACGUCAAUAUGUGACAUAUACCUGUAGUAAUUCCUGGGGGUUAUCUCUGAAGAGGGACAGGAGCAAUAUGAUUGGGGAGAUGGACUUAAAGGUAACAGUUAACUUUUUUAACGUAAAAUGAAGAUUGAGGCCAUUACUGUUUACUGUCUAGUUAUUCUUAAAUACAUUUUGUAUUUAUUUUAACAAGACACUUUAAGACUCUGAUGUAGUCAGUAGUUAAACGCUGAAAUUAGUCAUUCUGGAAGGAGUGAGCUCAUUUUCUGCUGUAACAAAUUGCCACAAAAUUAGUGGCUUAAAACAAUACACAUUGACUCUGUGUGUGUCUGGAGCUAGAAGUCUGAAAUGGAUUCUACUGGGUCACCACCAGUCAAGGUGUCAGUACACCUCUCUGGAGCACACCGUGUUCAAGAACUCUUAAAUAAACCCCCGCCACAGGUCUGCUGAGAAAGCUUGAUGGCUCUCUGCCAGAGUUUCUACCUGAAAUUCCCUUCAAAUCGUUUUUUAUAAUAGCGUUAUUGUGAUAUCAUUCACAUCCAUUCAAAGUAUAUGAACCAAUGGUGUUUAUAUAUUCAGAGUUGUGCAGCUAUCAGCACAACCAAUUUUAACACAUUUUUGUACACACCACCCCCCAAAAAAAAAUCGUGUCAUUCCUUAUCAUCCCCAAAGUCUAGGCAACCACAAAUCCACUUUCUAUUCUAGAGUUAUCGAUUCUGGACACUCCAUUUAAAGGAAAUCAUGCAAUAUGUGCUCUUUUUAAUUACUGUGUUUUCAAGUUUCAUCUGUGUUGUAACAUGGAUCUGUACUUCACUCCAUUUUAUUGCCAAAUAAUUGUAUUAUACGACUAUCACAUUUUACUUAUCAGUGAUGAACAUGUUUCCACAUUUUUAUGAAUGUGACUGAAUUUUUAUGUUCAAAUUUCAUAUGGACAUGUUUCCUUUUCUCUUGGGUGUAAUACCUGGGAGUAGAAAUGUUGGGUCAUGUUGUAACUCCUUCCUUGUACCUUUGCAUGGCAAAGUUAUGUUCAGUGUUAAGAAUUUUGUAUGUAAAAUUUAAGUAAAAAUAAUGCUCACUUUCAAAGUUCAACAGUUAAAUAUUUGGCAAACACACUUAAAGAUGUGUGACUAAAACAAUUUGAUACAUUGUCUUUAUUUUGAAUUUUAUCUUUUUUUUUUUUUUUUUUUUUGGGACCCUCGCCAGUGGCCAGGGAUUGAACUGGCGCUGCAGAGGCUGCAGACAGCCUCGCAACCCAGUGCUCAACCGCUGUGCCACCAGGGGAGGCCCUUUAUUUUGAAUUUUAGAAGCUCCAGUAUUUAAGAAAAUAAAUUUUUAAACUUCUAGCUAUAGAAAUAAACAUAACACAAUAUAAACAAAAGUAAAUGGCAAUGUGACAUUUUAAAAAUUAGGUUUCAAAUUACAUGCAAAUAUUCUAAUGCAAUUAAAAAAAUUUUCAAUGUUCGGCUUCC
Molecule: messenger RNA, 4117 nt
Organism: Talpa occidentalis (Iberian mole)
Lineage: Eukaryota; Metazoa; Chordata; Mammalia; Eulipotyphla; Talpidae
Gene: EIF2AK2
Product: eukaryotic translation initiation factor 2 alpha kinase 2
Exons: 17
Coding region: 159-1766 (535 amino acids)
Biological process (GO): protein phosphorylation
Molecular function (GO): ATP binding; protein kinase activity
Source: RefSeq, a predicted model, not a curated record